Messenger RNA from Corapipo altera (White-ruffed manakin), 3405 nucleotides. It is a transcript of the gene PCGF2, whose product is annotated as polycomb group ring finger 2. Gene Ontology annotation, cellular component: PRC1 complex. NCBI's taxonomy places the organism in Eukaryota, Metazoa, Chordata, Aves, Passeriformes, Pipridae. Gene Ontology annotation, biological process: negative regulation of transcription by RNA polymerase II. Gene Ontology annotation, molecular function: promoter-specific chromatin binding. The record is from RefSeq and is a predicted model, not a curated record.
GGUGUGUACAUGUGUGUACAGGUGUGUACAGGUGUGUACAGGUGUGUACGUGUGUUACACAUGUGUACCUCCUCUUGGGGGGGGGUGGGUGCCCACGGGGGUGGCUGUCGUUGCUCCCACACUCAUUUACACAAUCCCAGGGAUCCUUCUCCCCUCUCCCCCUCUCCUCGGAUGGUUGUAAUAAUAUUCUGGCUCCUCUCCAAGUAUCGGGGUUGCCAUGGAAACAAUAAAACUGCAGCGAUUUCGGGCUCUGCCGUCUCCCAUUGUAAACGUGGAAGCGCUGGAGCGGGAAGGCGGCGAUUCCCGGUGUCCUCAGCCCCUGCUGGGGGACACUGCCCGUGCCCCCUGUGCUCACCUGGCCUGGCACACCCUCAGGGGUUCUGGGCAGGGGCAGGUGGCCAGCACAGGGCUGGGGGGUUUCUAUGGAAACUGUGGGAUGGUGGCUGGAAGCACCUUUUCCAUGGACCAAACCCAAAAUACACUUUGUGUGUGGAGGACCCGCCGUGGUGCUGCUCCAAAAUGCACAGGACCACCAGGAUAAAGAUCACUGAGCUGAACCCCCACCUGAUGUGCGCCCUGUGCGGCGGCUACUUCAUCGACGCCACCACCAUCGUGGAGUGUCUGCACUCCUUCUGCAAAACCUGCAUCGUUCGCUACCUGGAGACCAACAAGUACUGCCCCAUGUGUGACGUCCAAGUGCACAAAACCAGGCCCCUCCUCAGCAUCAGGUCGGACAAAACCCUUCAGGACAUUGUGUACAAACUGGUCCCAGGGCUUUUCAAAGAUGAGAUGAAGAGGCGCCGCGAUUUCUACGCCGCGUAUCCCAUGGCCGAGGUUCCCAACGGCUCCAACGAGGAUCGAGGGGAGGUGUCGGAGCAGGACAAGGGGAACCUGACGGACGACGAGAUCGUCAGCCUGUCCAUCGAGUUCUACGAGGGCUCCAGUACCCGUUUUGGGGCUGCUCCCAAACCUCUACCUGGGUUUGGGGCUCGGGAAGAAACUCCCACCUUCUGUCCCCGCUCUGGCACUGAGAUCGUGGAGUCACGGAAUGGUUUGGGUGCCUCUGUCCCCACCCCGGGGCCCUGACGGUGUCCCCCAUGUCCCCUGGGCCAGGUGGAAGUGCUGUAUGAAGAUGAGCCCCUGAAGGAAUAUUACACCCUGAUGGACAUUGCCUACAUCUACCCCUGGAGGAGGAACGGCCCCUUGCCUCUGAAAUACCGCGUCCAACCCGCCUGCAAGCGGCUCAAGCUGUCCCACCCCGCCCCUUCCGAGGGCACCAACACCAGCGGCGCCUCCGAGUGCGAGUCGGGCAGCGACAAAGCUCACAGCCCCGCCACGCUCCCCGCCACCUCCUCCUCCCUGCCCAGCCCUGGCACCCCGUCCCACGGCUCGCCCAGCUCCGGCACCGGCACCACCCUCAACGGCACCUCGAACUGCCACCCCCUGGCACCCACCGGCGCCCGGUGCCGCAAAACGACUGUGAACGGCAGCGCGGGCUCGGCUUUGACCUAAAACCCCGCCCAGCAGGGACUGCAUCCCUCCCCCGUCCCGGCUUUUCUUCUGUAGAUUGUUCUAUACAGACCUUAUAUAAAUAUAUAUGUUGUACAUAGGGAGAGAGAAAAAAAAAAAAAAAGAAAUAAUUAUACAUACUUAUUUUCUAUCGACCGAGCAGAUUAAUUUAAAAAAAAAAAACAAAAACAAAAACGCAGAACAAGACACAGAAACGUGGGUGGGUAUUUUUUAAAUGUUCUCUUUUUUUCUGUUUGUUUGUUUGUUUGCGGUUGGUUGGUUGUUGUUGUUGGGUUUUUUUGUCCUUUCUCUCGUCGGUUGGGUUUGUGGACUUUGGUUUCCCCUUCUGGGAGCUGCAUGCCGGAGCUGGGAGCCAGGCAGGUGCUGCUGCCACAAUUCCCUGUUUUCUCUCUAACGCUUUUCCCUCUCCUCCUCAUCCCUCUCUCCUCGCUCGUGUCCCGCCCGGAGCGAGACGGGGGCCGUGAGUGGGGACUCCUGGCUGCACAGGUAAGGGCCAAGCACAGGUAAGGGGCCAAGCACAGAAGCCAAAAACUGCCCCUCAGCCUCGCUGUGCCGUGGGUUUUUUUUGUUUUUUGGGUUUUUUUCCGCAUUUCUGUGUUUAUUUGGGGGUUUUAGGCGGACCUGGUGCCCGCAGAUGCCCCGUGGUCCAGGUGUCCCAUCACCCCCAGCUUUGCCACGCGUGAGUUUGGGUCUUUCUUUGCUUUCCCUGUGUUCUCUGGAUGCUGUUUCAGGCUCUGGGCAGGCAAAAGCCUCGCACAGACACUUCCCCUCCUUGCACAGUAAGUUCUCUCUUUCGGGUUUUUUUUUCCCCAGCUUAAAAAUUAUCUCUGCUUGCAGCUUGCUGGCACUGGGGGUUGGAGGACAACCCUUCGGGAUAUUUUCUCCUCCCUGGGGGUGCCAACAGCUCCGGGCACCGCUGGGAAAUUUGGGGGCAUCCAAAUGGUUGGGGGUUUCAAACCCAGGGCGCCCAUUUCCAAGCGUUUAUUUUUUGGUCUCCCCCCUCCCCACCGUCCUUCCCACCCUCUCCUCCUGCCCUCACAUUGGGUUUUUAAUAAAAUAAAAUACAAAAAAGCAGACUACAGUGCCUUUAGCCAGGAGGCUUCGGUGAGGGGUGAGUGUGGGAAGGUGCUGCCGUGCUUAGGGCGGGAGUGGAGCGGCCCCGAGGGAAGGGACCAACUUCCCACAGGCACAGGAAAAAAAGCACACGAUUUCCCCCCCCCGGGGAAUGCAGAUCCCGAGGGUUCCUCUCCUGUCCUUGCUGGGGAGGGGGAUGAAGGACACAAAACAAUUAGCAAGUGCCUGCAGCGCCCCGAGGGCCCCCACGGCAGGGUGAGAACCAAAGGAAGGUGGAAUUGUAGGGAAAUGUAGGUGGAAUUCCCGACUCCGAGGGUCGGCAAAACACGGGAUGUUGUUACUGUAGCUUUUGAUUUGGAACUAUUGUUUUUGGGAAGUGCUGCCCCCCCCAGCACGGACUCGGCUAUAGCACAGCCCCAGGCGCUGGGGAGGCCCCGGGAAGGGUCCCCACGGGGCCACUUUUGUCUCUUGUCCCCAUCCCCCGGGCUGGGGCUGGGCCGGGUGGCUCCAGGUUUUGGGGGGGGCUCCGUUUGUCUCGACUUUGACACCCCUUUUCUCCUUGUAAAUAGGCCAGGCUGGACUGUGGGAGGCGGCUGCCUCGGGCUGGGGUCUGUGUGGGGCUCGGGAGGGGGUGGUCUGGUUUUGGUUUUCCCUCUGUGGUACAAACCCGAUGGCUCUGUGUGUUUGCAUCCUGUACGGCGUUUUAAUGUCCUGUAAGAUAUCCCAGUAUCCAGGUAUUGUUCUUGGUUACACAUUUGUAUGGAUACAGCUUUGUAAAUGUAAUAAAUGCUGCAGACUGUC